This is a messenger RNA of Heterocephalus glaber (naked mole-rat), 1909 nucleotides long. It is a transcript of the gene Flg, whose product is annotated as filaggrin. Lineage: Eukaryota; Metazoa; Chordata; Mammalia; Rodentia; Bathyergidae. Gene Ontology annotation, cellular component: keratohyalin granule; cornified envelope. Gene Ontology annotation, biological process: establishment of skin barrier. The record is from RefSeq and is a predicted model, not a curated record. Gene Ontology annotation, molecular function: calcium ion binding; transition metal ion binding.
CAAAAGUCUCUGCAAUUUAACCAUUCAUAAAAUCAGCAUUGGAGAAUUGGUUUUCAACAAAUUACUAUGACUAAAUUUUCCUGUUUCGGACUAGUGACACAUUCUAAAAUUCUGCUAUAACCAACAGCCAGAUCAACAAGAAAGAUGACCUUAACUACAGCACACAGGUCUCUGACAACUACUGUUAUGACUGGGCUUAGGCCCAGAAAUGAGCAAUGCCAGUAAAUUGGCCUAGUCUUUGUUGAUUUUCACUGUGUCUAUUGUAGACAGUUUUUCAUGGGCAGUUUUUAUUUUUAAAGACAGAUUACUUAGGGGAGAAUAUAGGAUUAAAUGUGGAAAAUCAUUUAAUAAUACAAUCUCAAAAUAAAAAAGUAGUAUAAGACAAAGUUUUACCUCCUCUUUCUAGGUUCACAUAAACCACCCCCAAAAAAUGUCCACUCUCCUGGAAAACAUAAUUGCCAUCAUUGACCUUUUCCACCAAUAUUCAAAAGAAGAUAAAGAGACUGACACAUUGAGCAAAAGAGAGCUGAAGGAACUGCUGGAAAAGGAGUUUCGGCCAAUCCUGAAGAAUCCAGAUGACCCAGACACUGCUGAAGUCUUCAUGCACAUACUGGACGUAGACCACAAUGAUAAAAUAGACUUCACAGAGUAUUUGCUGAUGGUACUCAAGCUGGCUCAAGCAUAUUACCAGUCUAUUGGAAGUAAGACUUCACAUACAUCAAGGCAAAAACACAAAAGGAAUAGUCAUGGUUAUGAAGAUGAAGAUGAUGAGGUAGAUGAAGGAAUAGAAGACCAAAGGAAAAGAACUCACAGUGACUCAAGGAAAAGUGGAAGAAAACACAAUAAAGAAAGAUCCAAGAGUCCAAAACGGAACAGAAAAAUUAGGCAUAGGUCUACCUCUGGAGAAGGAGGACGAAAAGGUAAAUCAACCACUCCAACAGAAAGCAAACAACAUGGAAAAAAACAUCAGAACUCACAAGGAAAACACAAAAGGUCUAAUUCUACAGAAAAAGGAGAAAGAAGGCAAAAAGAAAGAACUGGUCAUUUAGAAAGAAAGGGAAAGAAGGGAACUGGACUGGGUUGUGACACAAAGGAAAUAUUUGCAAAACAGGAAAUGUCAAACAAUGAAGACUCAUAUUGCAGAUCAGAAGGAGAAGAGUUUACAGCACUAAAUACUCAAUUAUGGGAAAAUCAAUCAUUUGACAGGCAGCCAGCAUAUGGACAGAGGAGGGGACAAGAAUCCCACCACGAGCACUCAGGAGACAGCCCUAGAAGUUCCAGAACUGGACCUGGACACUCCAGGUCGAGGACAGACAGAUACCAAGAGGCCAGCCACAGUCAGGAAAGUGAUAGUGACGGGCAUUCAGAAGACUCAGCCACAAGAUCUCCUUCAACCCACACAGGGGCUGUCUCCCAGCAUGGCUCUACCGAAAGCAGGGAAAGAAAAACCAGUAGGCACUCAGUGUCCCAUCAAGGACACUCAGCCCAAGAAAGGCAGGCUGACAAUGCUGGUGAACACUAUGGCUCCACUACACAAGGAUCAAGAGGAGCACAUCAAGGGCAAUCAGUAGACAGCUCGCAGCAACAAGGCUCCAAGCAUAGUCAACCUUCCUCUGCUUCUAGGGACAUCAGACAUAGGGUUGCCAAUGAGAGUAGAGUCAAUGACAAUGAGCAAAACUCUGAAUCCUCAGAAAGACGGGCCAGGUUCUACCAGGUAUACAAUGAGGAUGAGUCUGACUCUGCCACUGGACAACACCAGACCAGCAGUAGAGCCACCAGGGGAUCCCGCCAAGAGCAGGAACGGGACAGUGCUAGGCAUGGGGCCUCUGAGGGCCGUCAGACUUCCACUGGCCGACAGACCCAGUCCUCCCGGGGAAGGUCUGCAUCUGGACACACAGGAAGACAAGAA